Messenger RNA from Ylistrum balloti, 1858 nucleotides. RefSeq names its product heterogeneous nuclear ribonucleoprotein 87F-like. Lineage: Eukaryota; Metazoa; Mollusca; Bivalvia; Pectinida; Pectinidae. The record is from RefSeq and is a predicted model, not a curated record. Gene Ontology annotation, molecular function: RNA binding. Bases 69 to 1076 code for a protein of 335 amino acids. The transcript has 11 exons.
GCUGUAUUACAGUAAGAAGAAAGGUUUUAAUAUCGUGAGGAGAGAAACCCCACCCAAAAAGUCACAAAAUGUACCAAAACCAUGGCAGAGGAGGACAAAGACGUCAACAAUAUCCUCGUACGGAACCGGAUCCAGAAGCUGAACAAUUCAGAAAGAUCUUCAUCGGCGGUUUAAGCUACGAGACUACAGAGGAAGGCCUGAAAGAGCAUUUUGGGCAGUGGGGCGAGAUCACUGACUGUGUUGUAAUGAAAGAUCCUAAUACAAAAAGGUCAAGAGGCUUUGGGUUCAUUACUUACAAGCAUGCAUCUGAGGUAGAUGUCUCUCAAGAAAAUCGACCUCACAAGAUUAACAAUAGGGAUGUGGAGACAAAAAGGGCAAUGCCAAGAGAGUUCAAUGAGCCUCAGGAAUCAACAAAGAAGAUGUUCAUUGGUGGUUUGAAGGAUGACACCGUUGAAGAACAAGUUAGGGAAAUCUUUGCUUCUUAUGGAAACAUUGAGCGUGUGGAUCUUAUUCGUGACAAGGAAAACAACAAAGUGAAAGGAUUUGGCUUUGUCGAGUUUCUUGAUACUGAUUCUGUUGACAAAUGUGUUUUGAAGAAGUUCUUUAACCUAAAUGGAAAGGAUGUUGAAGUCAAGAAGGCUAUUGCCAAGGAAAAUCAACGAGGAGGAGACUCCGGUGGUCGUGGAGGACGAGGAGGGGGAAGGGGAGGAAGAGGUGGAGGAGGUCGUGGAUUUAAUGAUUGGAACCAAGGUGGCUACAACCAGGGUGGUUACAAUCAAGGAAACUUUGGAAACAAUUAUGGAAACCAAGGUGGUGGUGGUGGAUAUGGAAACAACUACGGUAACCAAGGAGGAGGGGGUGGAUGGAACCAGAACAACAGUGGUGGUGGUGGCUAUGACAACUACGGUGGCGGAUAUGGUAACCAAGGCGGCAACAACUAUGGUGGUAAUUUUGGGCAGAAUUAUGGAGAUAAUUAUGGAGGUGGCGCCAUGAAGAACAGUUACUCUAACCGUGGACAGGGACCCUAUGGAUCAGGUGGAUACAACAACAGUGGUGGUGGAUACAACCGACGAUGAAGUCAUCCAGAAAUCAUCAACAGGUGUACUCCUCAGGCAGUUAUAGAGAAAGCAAUAGUACCAGCAGAAGUAAUACAGGCAGGCAGAUUCUCAGGAAAUCAUACAUAGCUUAGAGCUAGCCUAAAGUAGUAGGUUAUGGUCAGCUCACUACAGCAUUGUGCCAACUACUGGAUGUACAUAAGUAACCGCCUACUUCGGGUCUUAACAUAUAGUGGACUAGUUUACACAUUAUUACCCUCAAUUAAUAUCAGUGAGGCAUAAACUUAAAUGGAUUUGUAUGGCCCUGUGAGCAGCAUCCCCUAGCAUAGGACCAUGUCUGCCAUAUCAAUCCUAUGAUGUGUAUGAAGCUGUAUUGUUACAAACCCUGAACAGCUUAGUGCUGUAGUGACCCAUUCAAAUCGCUAUGAAGCUAUGAACAGAAGUGUCCCACGGUCAUAGAGUUACCUUAAGGUAGAGCUCCAUAUCACACAGACUACUUAUGGAUUGAACCCAGGAUUACUUGUGUUUCUACUGUGGAGUCCCUGCUGUAAGCUGAUAAUUGUGUUAUCCAUCAGAAAAUAAAACUGCUUUUAAAUAGACCAGGCUGAGGAUUACACCUGCUCUUCACUCAAUUAAUUCUUCGUCAGUGUAUUUCAUUCUUGUAGAGGAAUAAAAUCUCUACUUUUUAUAUAUAUUUUUCCCAUUGUCUAUGUUGUACCAUUAUUUUAUCAUAAAUGCGUGUUGUCGUUUUAAUGUAAUGGCUCCUCUAGCAGGAAAGAUCGAGGAAUAAAAUGUUUAGGAUA